Messenger RNA from Ziziphus jujuba (common jujube), 2447 nucleotides. Its product is annotated as putative pumilio homolog 8, chloroplastic. The record is from RefSeq and is a predicted model, not a curated record. Gene Ontology annotation, biological process: post-transcriptional regulation of gene expression. The coding region runs from base 316 to 2013 and encodes 565 amino acids. Gene Ontology annotation, cellular component: cytoplasm. The transcript has 5 exons. Gene Ontology annotation, molecular function: mRNA binding. NCBI's taxonomy places the organism in Eukaryota, Viridiplantae, Streptophyta, Magnoliopsida, Rosales, Rhamnaceae.
UUCGGUUUCUCGCAUGAAAACUUUCUAAAAAUUGCAUGCAAACUCAGGUCAGAACAAAUCUCCAUUCGGUCUCACUGCCUCUCUAAGACUCUCUCAGUCAAGCCUUUUCCUUUCACGUUCAAAGUCUUCCAAAUUAUCAAAUUUCCCAAAAUUACUAACAAAAAUUAUAUUCACAUAUAUGUAUAUAUCUUAUAAAAUCACUAAACCAAUUAUCUUCCCAAAUCAUAUAUAUCUCUACAAACCCUCAUAAAAACCCGCCCUGCCUGCCCCCCAAAACCCUUCUGUUUUUGCUUCCCUCUUUACUCCGCCGUAAGGAUGAGUAAUCUCGGUAGUCGAUCUUCCUCCGAUACGACGCCGUUUGAGAGUCCGCAAUCUCCAUUGCCGGAAGCCACCCUUAAUCGCCGUCAAUGCCAUCGCUUUCUCCGCCGUGAAAAUUCACCGGGGACUUCCCUGCCAAACCCUUACGAAGAGACCCAUUCUGAUCAAACCCUAGAAGGAGCCUUUUCUCGCCUCAAUAUCGACUGGACCUCUACUGACCCGCAUCUUUAUUCGGGUCUUGAAGGCGGUGUCCCUAAUGGGAUUGGUGGGGAGCCUCUGUUCUCAUGUUCCUUUCCUCAAAGGAACAGAGAGUUUCAGCGGCUGAGCUUGCCAAACGAUGUCAGUGGUAAUUUUGGCCAUGGGCAUAUGGGCGGUCUGCAGGAUUACUGUGUGGGGUCUGAUAUGAAUGGCUUGGAGUGCUUUCUGUCAAAUCCAUAUUCACAUAAUAUCACCGAACAAUCUCUUAACCUUAACAAUGGGUUCUUGAUUGAUUCUAGAAGGUUUCGGCUUCACGGAGAAGGGUUUAAUGGAGAGAUCCCGAUUUCUCCCUCUUCGAAUGCCAAUGAGUUGUCCUGUGAUUUCCUGGGGGAUUACUAUGGGGAAAUUGGUGGUUUGGUGUACAAAAACUCGAAUAUUUCGAGGCAUGAUGUGGAUAAUAGACGGCCACAUUGGUUGCAGGAGCCUCUCGAUUGUUUGUCUGUGGAAUAUUUGCGUGGGAGGAUAGUAUCCAUGGCCAAGGACCAGUAUGGUUGUCGGAUUUUACAGCGGACAAUGGAAAGUUCAACGAAUGAAGAAAUUAAUAUUAUAUUCUUGGAGGUGAUAGAACAUGUGGGUGAUUUGAUGAUUGACCCAUAUGGCAAUUAUGUUGUUCAGAAGCUCGUGGAACUCUGCAAUGAAGAACAGAGGACGCAUAUACUUUUAGUGCUCACCAGGAUUGACUUUCGACUCGUUACUAUUUGCCUUAACAUGCAUGGUACUCGGGCUGUUCAAAAAUUGUUGGAGAGUCUUACUAAAGGCCAUCAGAUCUCCAUAGUUAUGAAGGCUCUGGGCCCUGGUGCUGUUGCAUUGACUAAGAGCACUAAUGGUCAUCACGUCAUUCAGUACUGCUUAAAAAAUUUCUCUGAGAAAGACAAUGAGUAUCUUCUGAAUGAGGUGGUUGAUAACUGUUAUGGAAUUGCAACGGACAAAAGCGGUUGUUGUGUGCUGCAACAAUGCAUUAAAUACUCUCAGGGAGAACUCAGAGAGCUUCUGGUGGCCGAGAUAGUAACAAAUGCAAUGCUCCUAGCAGAAGAUCGUUACGGGAACUAUGUGGUGCAAUAUCUGCUGGAUUUGAGAAUACCUCAAGUCACUGCAAGUAUUCUGAGACAACUUAAAGGGAGUUUUUCAUCUCUUUCCUGCAAUAAGUAUGGCAGUAAUGUUGUGGAGAAGUGCUUGCUAGUCACUGGACCAGAUCAAUCUGCACUAAUUAUUAUGGAGCUGAUCACCAGUCCGAAUCCUUCAAUGCUUCUUCUGGAUCCUUACGGAAACUAUGUUAUCCAGUCUGCAUUAUCGGUUUCAAAGCAGGGUAUCAUCCAUAAGGCUCUAGAGAACCUGGUUCAGAUGAACUCUCCAAUGAUGCGCAGCAAUCUAUAUGGGAAAAAGGUAUUGGCAUGGUUUGACAAGAGGAAAGGCUGCAACAUGUAUAAACAUAUGUAAAGAUGAGGUAUUAUUGUUGUAGCUUAUACAAAUUUUGCGCCUCUAAGUCUAAGGUGGCAAAGCAUCAAUCAUUUUGUCUGUCUAUUGGAAUAGCGUUAUUACAACAGGUAUAGCUGCGGUGAUGUCAACUUGUAUGUGACCAAUACUAUUGUGUUUUAUUGACUCUUUUUGGCUUGAGGGGGUGGGGAAGGACUUGUUACUUAAAAUACGGAAAGUGGGUUAGCAUUGGAAUGUAGAGAAGCUGUAUAGGACCGAAAUAACUUUUUUAAUUUUCAUGUACAAUCCCUCUGAAGCGUUUGCCUAGAAUUGUAUAUUGUGGGAGUCCUUUUGAUUCUUGUCAUUUUUCCAUGAAUGACUUACAGAAAUAGGGGUUAAUUGUGAGUGUACUUCUGAUUUAGUUUCAUAAAUUUUAAGAGCUCCGUUUACUCGUUUUA